CUUUUAUAUUACAGUAUAAAAAGCCAUUACUUUUUGAGGAGUGAAAAGUGUAACCAAUUUUUGACUGUCAAUUGAAAUCCCUGUUUAUGUGUUGUGUAUAUGUAUUGUGUAUUGAGUUUGUAAUACACAGUGUAUUGCAUUUGAUUUUUUUGACUGUUGUUUAUUUGAAGGCAACAAAUGAAUGACACAAAUAAUAAUUGUGUCUAACAUUCAAACACAUCAAUAGAGUGAAGGAAAGAAAGAGAGAGAGAGGAAACCAUCGGUUUAUAAGAAAUCAGAGGAUUGUCGACAUCGAAGAGAUCAGAUGUGUUGAUGAAGAGGAAGCGAUCGGUUUUUUUUCUUAAAAGAAGUGACAGUUAAAAGUGUUCCGACAGUCAGUCAGUCAGUCCGACAGUUGAGUUCCCCCGCACUCACAAACGCGAUGUCAUCGGUGCCGGCAUUUGGCCGCUACUCUCAUGCCAUAGUGUCGCGUAUACCCAACUCUUUUGUCAAAUGUAUGCCCACGAGUGACAACGGGAUGAUCAAUGUUGAUGAGGCCCGUCGAGAGCACGAACAGUACUGCAAAGUAUUACGAUCUCUUGGUUUGGAUGUCAUUGAACUGCCACAGGACGAGACGUUUCCCGAAUCGCCGUUUGUCGACGACACGGCUGUCGUCAUCAAUGGAGUGGCGCUAAUCUGCAGACCUGGUCAUCCCUCUCGGGUUAAAGAGGUGGACACAAUUCGAGCUAUUAUUAAGAAAGAGCUUAAACUUCCUGUUGUUGAGAUCGCGGACCCGAAAGCCACUAUCGAUGGCGGAGAUGUACUCUUUACGGGGCGUGAAAUAUUUGUGGGGCUAUCCCAGAGAACCAACGAGUCGGGUGCCCGGGCAGUGGCGGCAGCUUUUCCCGAAUAUCCGGUGACUCCCAUCAGAAUUCCCAAUAAACUAUUGCAUCUCAAGUCAUGUUUAUCAAUGGCAGGAAAUGAUAUAUUAUGUGUCAGCGCAUCGCAAGAAUCACAAGAAAUUUUAAGAAGAAUAGUACGCGAAGCCACUCAUAGAUAUCAUACACUAACGGUUCCUGAAAACUCAGCCGCCAAUUGUCUCUAUAUUAAUGGCACUUUAAUUUAUAGAUCCGAAUUUACUAAUUGCGGUAACAUAUUUGAGGACAAAAUAGAUUAUAAUAAGAUUGGACUGAAAAUAUGGGAACUAUCGAAACCGGGAUCCAAUUUGACCAGUUUGGCUAUACUUGUUAGGAAAGCACGACAAAUACAUACUAUUGUUUGAUUUUGUUUUGAUUUUUAAAAAAUUGAAACAAACAUAUGAAAAAAAUAACUCAUCAUAACUUUUUUCACAAAAAACAAUAUAUAAUCAUUAACAUUCAUUAAGUAGUUUUAUCACCAAUUGAUAUUUAC
Messenger RNA from Oppia nitens, 1389 nucleotides. Its product is annotated as N(G),N(G)-dimethylarginine dimethylaminohydrolase 1-like. Gene Ontology annotation, biological process: arginine metabolic process; positive regulation of nitric oxide biosynthetic process. NCBI's taxonomy places the organism in Eukaryota, Metazoa, Arthropoda, Arachnida, Sarcoptiformes, Oppiidae. Gene Ontology annotation, molecular function: amino acid binding; dimethylargininase activity. Bases 422 to 1261 code for a protein of 279 amino acids. The transcript is spliced from 6 exons. The record is from RefSeq and is a predicted model, not a curated record.